Wallemia mellicola CBS 633.66 is the source of this 1676-nucleotide messenger RNA. RefSeq lists its product as hypothetical. The record is from RefSeq and is a predicted model, not a curated record. The coding region runs from base 632 to 1447 and encodes 271 amino acids. NCBI's taxonomy places the organism in Eukaryota, Fungi, Basidiomycota, Wallemiomycetes, Wallemiales, Wallemiaceae. The transcript has a single exon.
UUUCAAUUUUUAAGCAGUACUUUGUUUUCUAGAGAUCCACAUUGAUGUGUUUCACAAAUUUAAUUUUUUUCAGCGUGCGAUUUACCAGAAAUUUUAGCGUACAAGACAGACGAAAGUUUAUGAGAAUAUUCUACACCCCGAUCAAUAAUUAAAGAUGACGCUGUUUUAAGUUAUGUCAUUUGUCAUGUGUGAAGAUGUCUUUGAAAGUGCCAUUUUGUCAUUCCUUGUUGUUUGACCAUUAACAGCAUAACUAUGCAGUUUAUAACAACUAAGUUAACAUUCGAUGAGAAUCCAGAUAAUCUUGCGCCAAGAAUACCCUGGCCUAGAGAGCGUAACUUCUACACAUCACAGAUCAGGAAGCCAACAUACACCUCUAGAGAACCGUUACCAGUCCAGCUUACUUUGAGUAAGGAACAACCAGACGAUAGAACGACGCCACCAAGCUCCCACAAAUUUGGAAUUGGCUUCAAAGGCCAAAGCGCCCAACGCGCUGAUGCUGAGGAGCUCUCGAGACAAAAGCGAGAUUCUCUUGGUAGCUCCUUCAAUAUGUCUGCUAAAGUAUGGUUUUUGAAUGUGAGCAAUCGAAGAUCGAUCGGAAGUGAACAACUCUGACGUCAUACAGGAUCAGCUUAUGCUUGUAUUAGAUCCCUUAAACAGGCCGAAGGAAACAAAAGGCAAGCAGCAGAGGCGUCGCUCGUCUAUCCUCAGGGCACUCGGUAGGGGUGGUAUACCCGCCGAUGCAGGAGUGGAACAGCGUCGAAAAGCCUCACUUGUACCUCUCCUCGACGAACCCGGCCAGAUGGAUGCACAAGGCGUACGUAGGAAGAGCAGUAUUGUAGAGGCAAUCAAGAGGCGCCCAUCCGUUGAGGAUGGUGAAGUGAACGAUGAAGGACGUCCACAAUUUAAUCUCGAUUGGCAGAACGAAAAUGGAGGAUUGUCGAGAUCUCCCCAACCACGCAGGUGGUCAACCAGUGACAGUGACGUUUCGGAGUAUAGACCUUUCCCUCUCUACAUCCACGACAAGGUACUCACAAGUGUUGCGAUUCCCUUCAGUCAGAUUGUGUCGAUCCACACGACACAGCUGCAAAGGGGCGUACCUAACGUGACUCCACCUGGUUCUCCGAAAUCGCGCAAGGCAAGUCUAGCAUUUGAAACACCAGAGGGAGGAAAAUCGAUGGAGGGUCCACGGAAGAUUGCUGAGAAACCUGCUACGAUUGAGAUACAAGUUAAGAAAGGCCCAAACGCCCCAAACCUAUCUAACACUGCUGAUGGUACCAUAAGUAUCGAAUUUUGGGACAGCCUAAGCGGACAGAUUGAAGCAGACGUUAUCUUGAAGUACAUCCAAAUGGUCAGAAUGAACAGCAAUAACGCCCCAGACGACGUUAGACACGCUGCACAGGAUCUUGUUCAUAGAGAGUCUCAAGGUGGACAAGCACAAACUGCUUGAUGUUUUGCUUUUUUUUUUCUUUUACGAAAUUAUAACGAUAUGAUGUACAUGUAUGAUAGUAACGAAAAUGUAAGGUAUUUAUUAAUAUGAUUUAAAUUCAAUAGUCAUCUUUUUCGCUCUCACUCCAUUCUGAGAGAUUGUCACUUUGUGCAUAGUCAUCCUCAACCCAGUGGUCGCCAUGGAGAGGCUCAUCCGCAAGGAUUGUAUACCAUGACAUCUCAGAUGGUUU